Drosophila eugracilis is the source of this 3599-nucleotide messenger RNA. RefSeq lists its product as uncharacterized. Gene Ontology annotation, biological process: regulation of transcription by RNA polymerase II. Gene Ontology annotation, molecular function: protein dimerization activity; DNA-binding transcription factor activity, RNA polymerase II-specific; RNA polymerase II cis-regulatory region sequence-specific DNA binding. The record is from RefSeq and is a predicted model, not a curated record. The transcript is spliced from 9 exons. The coding region runs from base 940 to 3435 and encodes 831 amino acids. NCBI's taxonomy places the organism in Eukaryota, Metazoa, Arthropoda, Insecta, Diptera, Drosophilidae.
AAAAAACCGGGUUGUGAAAACAGCAACAACAAAUAAACAGAGAUUAAAACAACAAAUCACCACGCAAAUUGUCAACUAUUUUCACUAUUUUUUUAAAAGUGCGAUAAUCAAACCAAAAAUAAGCGCAAAAAGUGAGGAGAAAUACAAAGUAACCCCGUGGUAAACAGAAAAAAGUGCACUUACUCAGGAAAAUAAUGUUAAAUUCGACUAAAAUCAGCGAUUAGGAAAUUUAAACUAAAAAGUACACAAAGCUGUCGGAAGAGGAAGCAGAGAAGGAAAAAGAAGAAGCAAAAGCAGAAGAACAGUCAAUUUGAAGACUAUUCUUCUCACUAGCCAGCGUUAUUUUCGUUUUUCGCCAUUCAAUGUGAUUGGCCUCAUCAACUAAAAACAUAAAACACCAAAAUCAAAACUGUAACCUUAAAUAAAACAACAUAAGCAAGCAAGAACCACCGAAAACUAAACAGCAUCAACAGCGGCAAAAACUCACCAAUUUCAACAAUUAAAUUCAACAACCAGAAGAAUCAAAAACAGAACACCCCCCAAAACGCCAACAAUUGCAACCAUAACUACAUAUUUUCAAAAAUACUUUCUACAAUACAAAACCUUUCAACAACAAUUUUAGAAAGCUGAAAAUUCAACAAUAAUACCAAAUUUUAAGAACUGUUAUAAAAUAUUUGGUAAACAAUAGUAUCCAAAACGUUCAACAACAAUUAAUUCCAAAAAAUAUUCAACAACAAUUUUCACAAUAACUGUAAAAGUGUCGCGAUAUAAAGCUGCCUCUAUCCUGCUAUCUCGCGUAUAUUCCUAUUUACGUAGUGUGCGUGUGUUUUUUUUUCCAACAUAUAUAGUUUUGUUACGAUACGUGUUCGUCCUUGUUACGUUCGUGUGUUCGUGUGUCAGUGUGCGAGAGAAGAGGGAGUACGCUAGUUUGUGUAUGCUAUGUCAGGGAUGGGGGGCAUUAAUUCGCUCCUCCAGGCGGCUAAAUUUCUCGAGCAACAUGAGAAGCUCCCGCUGGCGGGAGGCGGAGGCGGCAUUGGCGUUUUGGGCGUGGCCCUGCCUCAGCAGCAACAGCCGCUGCUCCACUGCAAGAGCAUCUCCAUUAUUAACAACAACAAUAGCAGCCAGCACAAUAGAAAUAGCAGCAUCAGCAGUAACGGGAUUAUUGCAACGCCACCGUUUACGAACGGAAAUGGUAACGGGAUAGUCGGCAUUGGUAACGUGAACGUUAACGUUAAUGCUAACUCUAACGUUAACGUCAAUGGAAACAACGGUAACGGUGUGAGCAAUGGCCACAGCAGUCCGCGCAGUCAAUUAGCCGCUGCCCACGAUUACGAGUAUAAUGGCAGCGCAGUCGUUAACGGACACAGCGAAGGUCGCCUCCACAUCUCAGAGGAUAAUAAGUCCUCAAUCAACAACAACAACAACCAGAACAAUACCCAAUCCCCACAACAACAACAACCACAUAAUGCAGCGGGGACAGCAACAACAACAGCGGCAGCAGCAACAACAAAAUCGAUGGGAAAUUCAAACUCACCCGCCAAAACAUUCUCACCCACAACCACCACCCACUCACCCGCCCCUUCUGCCUUUAUGUUGCUGGCAGCGGCAGCAGGAUCAACAAAUGCAACUGCAAUUGCAACUGCAACAUCUGCAACACCUGCAUCAGCAACAUCUACUGCUGCUGCGCCAGCAGCAUCAGCAACAGCAUCCAAUCCUGCCAAGCACAAACUAAGUCCCGUUGCCGAAAUAUCGCCAAAAUUUAUAUUUGUAUCGGAUGCCAAUGGGGUUUAUCCCACGCCCGCAAAUCAUAAUGCCAACGGCGAUUCGCUGCUCUUGGGUUCGCAGAAUAUGCAAAAACGACGCUUGCCACAGCAGCGACAGUUGCAGCCACAGCAGUCACUUCAUCAGUCUCGUAGUUUGCAACCGGCGAACAUUUCUUUAACACCACCUCCAACAGCCACACGAACAGUGGACACUGGCAAUUCACGGAUACGCUGCUAUUCACUGUCCAAUGCCAUUUCAGCGUCCAGGGAUCAACAGGAUCAUCAUCACCAUGCCAACCAUCUGCCAUUCCAGCAGCAACUUAGCUUUGUGAGAGGCGGCAAUAGUUGUGUGGUCUAUGGUUUACCAUCGGACUCUGUCGACUCUGCUACUGCAGCGUCUACGAGUGGAUCGGGAACGGGUACGGGAGCGAUGUCCAUGAAUAUUGCCUCCUCGGCACCAGCAGCGGGAUCUCAGUUGACAGCGCAUCAUCACACGGGACACGGCGGUCGCAGGCGCACCACCAGUUCCAACAGCAAUGGAGCGGGCACUCGGGAGGUGCACAAUAAGCUGGAAAAGGAGCGGCGAGCCCAGCUGAAGGAGUGCUAUGACCUGCUUAAAAAGGAGUUGCCCAUGCGGGAUGAGGACCGUAAGAAGACCUCCAACUUGACAAUACUCGAUACGGCCCACAAAUAUGUCAAGCAAUUGACGCAACUUGAUCGCGAACAGGAGGCGGAGGUGGAGAAGCUGGCGAAACAGAAGAUUGAGCUUCAAAAGCGGCUAAAGCUAUUGAGUUUAAGGAGGGAAACGCCACCCACCGAUCAGCAAAGCAUUCCACAGGCUGACAAAGCCGUUUGCCUGGCAACAACAACAACAACCACACCAGCACCACCAACGGCGGCCAGUGGUCGGAAUGGAACCACAAUUCUAUUCGAUGCAGGCAAUGCCUGUGCCACUGGGCACCUAACAACUGUGAUAAACAAAAAAAAUGCCACACCAGCCGUAGCAACAUCAGCAGCAGGAGUAACCGCAUCAGCCAGCAGCAAACUCAAUGGCAACCACACAGGAGGAGCAACGACCACACUGACUCCGGCCAUGGGCAUCAUGACAAUUAAGAAUGGCAACAGCAACAUACUGGCAAUCUCACCAACUGCAAUCCAACAGCAGCAGCAGCAUCAGCAGCUAAACAAUGGUAGCCCAGCGGGUAGUCCAUCGGCAAAUGGAACGACAACUGGAGCUACCAUUAUACGUGGCUCGCCAACGCCAUCAACACCAUCGCCAUCGCCCAGCUCUUCGUCCAGUGGCGUUUCGUCGUCGGCUUCGUUUAUGGGCGGUGGCUCCUCAUCAUCGUCCUCCUCCUCAUCAUCAUCGUCAUCGUCCUCCUCCUCAUCAUCGUCAUCAUCUAGUUCGACGUCCAGUUCGUCAUCGCCUACGCAACAACAACAGCAGCAGGGCACCUCGCCCACGGCUACCGCCCAUUUGGUAGGCACACGUAAUGUUGGCCUUAAAUUCCAUGGCGGUGCAGGUGGUGCGGCUAACGCUUUGAGUGGCGGUGCCACAAUCGUGGCCGCUGCUGUGCCAACUGGCGGUGGAUCAGCGAAUGGUUUCCAUCAGGCGGACAAGGAUCGCAAUUACAAUUACCUGAUGCUCAGCGCUGGGACAACGGCACAGUAAAUCAACAUCAACAACAAACACCUACAACAAUAAUGGAAACAACAACCAAACAACUGAAUUGUGUGCAACAGCUCCCACCUUAUAAAGAAUUAAACAACAACUAGAAAAAGGUUCUCUAAAAACUCUUUUUUUCUUAAAACAAAAUACAAAACAAAAUUAGCAAA